Hydra vulgaris (swiftwater hydra) is the source of this 3777-nucleotide messenger RNA. NCBI's taxonomy places the organism in Eukaryota, Metazoa, Cnidaria, Hydrozoa, Anthoathecata, Hydridae. The record is from RefSeq and is a predicted model, not a curated record.
AUGAAAUGUAAAUUGUAUGAACUUAUUCCUGGAGUCAACACAUCCCAACUCACUCCAAUUGCAACAUCUUCACGACGACACAAUCUGAAUACAGACUUUAUUAAUAGUGAAAUUACUCGGCUCUUAAAUGAUGAUGUUAUUCAAAUCAUUCAAAGCUCCUGGAGACCCCAAUGCUUUGUAACAAACCUGUCAAAAAAACCUCGUCUAGUAAUCAACUUCUCCAAAACCGUAAAUAUACAUACUCCUCUGGAUUCUUACCUCUGUCCUAGAAUAGAUGACCAACUAAAUAAAGUAGCUAUAAACAGUAUAUUCAGUAAAAUAGAUCUAAAAAAUGCUUACCACCAAAUUCCACUAAAAAAGAGAGAUUAUUCUUUGACUGCCUUCGAAGCUAAUGGAAAGCUAUCUGGACCAGAAAAUAUUGCAGCUGAUGCACUCUCUAGAUGUUUAGCCAUAAAUACCAAUCUUAGUACACUACGACAACUACAUAUCAAACUAUGCCACCCAGGAGUAACACGAUUGAACCACUACUGCAAGACACGGAAUUUACCCUACACUAUCGGUGAAAUAAGAGACAUAAUUUCUGACUGUCAGUUAUGCUGUAACGGUGUUAGCAAGACACGAACAACACCAUAUCGACCACAUGGAAAUGAGCAAUGUGAAAGACUAAACUCUACAAUCAUGAAAACAAUAAACUUAGCUUUACGAAGUUUUGAACUAGAAAAAAUUGACUGGGAACUGGUACUCCCUGCAGCUCUAUCCUCUAUUCGAUCCCUACUAUACAUUUCAAAAAAUUCUAGUCCACACAACAGCUUAAUGGGUUUCAAAUGCUCAACUAUUACUGGUGUUGAUCUACCUGACUUCCUAGUAGAAUCAGGUAGUACUGUUCUACAUAAAAAUCACCUUCGAUUGAAAGAAGAUCCAUUAGUAGAACCAGUCACUUUGCUUGAAACUGUAUCACCACACUAUGCACGCGCCUCUCUUGCAUCUAACAUUGUUCAGUCAACUAGAAAGUUUGAUGAAUACUUGGGAGAGAAACCCAGGACCAGCAUAUGUAAUGAAAAAAUAAAUAAACUUGAAUUUAACAAAGCGCUAUUUGAACUAAAGCGUAACAAAUCAUGUGGAUAUGAUGACAUUACCAGUAAUGUAGCUAUCUAUGUUAUGGAUAGUAUAAGGAAACCAUUAGUUUAUUUAAUAGCAUUUUCAUUUGAGAAUAGUAUAUUUCCUGAUAAAUUAAAAUCAGCCAAAAUUCACCCAAAAUACUGCUCUACUGAACAUGCUAUUAUUGAACUAGCUAAUAAAAUAUCUAUGUCUUUUGAUAAAGGUGAACUUGUAUUAGGAGUCUUCAUCGAUCUCUCUAAGGCAUUCGACACUGUGGAUCACGAACAAGAGAAAACUUUUACUUUAAUUGUAAGUGGCAACCUUAAAAUCAUAUCAGAUAAACUUAACGUGAUGGAGAAAGAAAUUUUAGAAAACAAAUCAAAAAUUAAAAAUACAGAAAAGGAUCUUAACGAUGUUAAAGAUAGUAUACAUUUCCAAGAAGAAAAAACUAUAGAAAAACUUAAAAAACUUAAAAAAUACUUCGAUAAUGAAAUCAACGUAUUGUACACAAGAACAACAGAUUUGGAAAAUCGAUCACGUCGAAAUAAUCUCAGAAUAGAUGGACAAGUAGAAAAACCAGGAGAAAGUUGGAGCGAGUGUGAAACUGCAGAUAAAAACAAAAUCCUUAAUGCUGUAAAAAAUCUUAAAGGAACUGGUGUGUAUAUUAACGAGGACUUUUCGCAAGAAACGAUUGAACAACGAAGGAAACUUUGGGAAGAGGUGAAACGAUUUCGAAAUGAAGUUUUACUUGGUGGUGAAAAAGUAUGCAAUACAAAGUUGUGUGGAAAGAACCCAACAAAUCUUAAACUACAUUUAGCAAGAAACCAUAAGUCUGUACACGUUGAGCUGGAAGAGUCGGAAUUAAAGAAAUUAAGUGAAAAAAAGCAAACAGGGAUAAAGAGAAAAGCAGUGGAUGAAAAUGGACCCACUCUUUUAGAAUCGUCCUCAAAUCAGAACCAGACCUUGAUUCAAUGCAUUAAUCGUAGGAAUACCGCAUGGCCUAUUAAUUCACACGAGCAUAAAAUUCGACUAAACUCUCUUAUUCAAAUGAUAAUUGCAACAUGUAAUCCAGUGACAUUGGUGGAUAAUGCGAGUUUUAGAAAGUUAGUUAAUACCUUGGAUUAUAAAUUUUCAUUGCCUGCUACUGCUAAAAUUACUAGCCUACUUAAUGAAGAAUUUACUGUUUUAACGAGAAAACUUCGUGACUUCAUAUCUGAAGGCAGGCGCUUCACAAUAUGCCUUGAUGGCUGGACUAAAAAAGGUCUUACUGCGUCCUUUUUAGGAAUUUCGGUUUGUUUUUUUCACUUCAAAUCCGAAAAACCAAUACAUGCUCUGCUUAAUUUGUAUCUUGUGAAACAUCCACAUACAGGUGAACAAAUUGCUAAUUGUUUUGAAAAAUACCUAAAAUAUUGGAAUAUUUCGAGAGAAAAAAUAUUGCUUGUUAUUUCGGACAAUGGAGCAAACAUGGUCAAAGGCAUAAAGUUGUCGAGAAUGAAAGCUCAAGCUGAACGUGAUAUACUUAUUGAAUUAGAAAGUGAGGUUAAUGAAGAGCAGAUAACAGAUCUGGAAGACGAUGAGAAUAUGACAAAUAGUGAAGAGUGGGAACAUGUUGACUUGAUAGUUGAUGUAAUAGAAAACGUAGCAUUUAGAAGAUUGGGAUGCAUUGCACAUGUUAUACAGCUAGUUGUAAAACUUGCAUAUGAUGGUAAAUAUCAUGGCUUACUUUUGAAGGUACGUGGAUUAGUGGGAAAAGUUCGCAAAUCUUCUGUUGCAUUGGAAAAAAUUAUCAACAAAUGUGGUAAGACUGUGAUCAGCGACUGUUCUACAAGAUGGAACAGCACUUACUUUAUGGUUCGGAGAUUUCUGGAAAUAAAGACAUCUACCAACGAAGUGCUUGGAGACCUUAACAUUGAUUCACUUGCCAAUAGCGAAUGGAUAAUGCUUCAGGAUUUUGUCAAUCUUUUAGAACCUUUUGCCAAUGAAACUGAUAUUCUUCAGACGGAUGCACUUUCACUAUCCAGUGUUAUACCUUCAAUACUUAAUUUAGAAUGUCACCUUGAGCAAUUUGGAGAUGCCAAAGAUGUAGCAGUUAAAAUGCUUGAAGAUCUACGCCGUCGUUUUGCCGUUCUUUUGCAGCCAAACGAUUCUAAUUUUAAUCCACUGCCAUGUGCCGCAUGUCUACUUGACCCCACAUGUGCAAUAGUUCUUUUAGGUAAUGAGCAUACACAAAUCAGAGAGUGUGCAAAGAAAUACAUUUUGUCAGAGGCUAAAAAAUCGGUGCAACAUGAUUUACCUUUAGCAAGUGCAUCUACUCUUUCUGUUGAGAUUGCUCCAGAAAUAAAUGAAUUAACAAAAUGGAAAUUUUUAGCGGCAAAACAGCGAGUAGAAAAAAUAAAGCUUAUUCCAGGUAAUGAAGCACAAAAUGAACUCAACAAAUAUUUUAUUGAAAUAAGGAACAGCUCUAUGGGCCAAAAUGCUUUAAAUUUCUGGAAGAUGAUAGGUGCUGUUUACCCACAUAUUGCACCAUUAGCUGAAGACCUCAUUGCAGCUCCUGCAACUCAAGCAUAUGUUGAAAGACUUUUUUCAAUCUGUGGCUUGCUCACAAAUGGACGGAGAAAUCGAAUGUCAGCGUCAUUGGAAAUGCGAGUUUUUAUAAAACUAAAUUCUCAUCUAGUCUAG